Molecule: messenger RNA, 5288 nt
Organism: Phycodurus eques (leafy seadragon)
Lineage: Eukaryota; Metazoa; Chordata; Actinopteri; Syngnathiformes; Syngnathidae
Gene: ap2a1
Product: adaptor related protein complex 2 subunit alpha 1
Exons: 22
Coding region: 768-3719 (983 amino acids)
Biological process (GO): intracellular protein transport; clathrin-dependent endocytosis
Cellular component (GO): AP-2 adaptor complex; membrane coat
Molecular function (GO): clathrin-cargo adaptor activity
Source: RefSeq, a predicted model, not a curated record
CUGUAGUGCUGCUGCUGUCACGAGCUUGAUCAAGGCAGCGGGGUAAAGGCUCGAAGAAUUAAAACGGACAAAUAUUAUUCGACAUAUCUCCUUUUGCCUUUUUUUUAGCCUCACGCUAAAUACUCAAAGGCUACGUUGUUUUUGUCGCUGGCUGACAACAAACUGUUACUGAUGUUGUUUCACUCAACCGGUGAUGUAUCGCAGCAUUUGUACGCUAAAGCUAGCCAGCUAGUUGGCUAGCUGUUGAGCUAGCUGUACGGCGCUUGCGACUCGAGGAUAACUUAACGGCGUAUUCCAGUGUGUUAUUUUCAUUAACGCCUCCUGAAUUGCUACCUUUACGCCCGCCUGCAAGAUAUCAACACAGUGCGAGGUUUUAUCAUACAAUUAAAUUUCUACUGUAGCCGUGUUUCAUGUUAUUCGCGUUUAAUCCUCGCUCGAGAAGGAUUGAAUGAAAUAGCUUGACAUAUAGCCAGCGGAAACGAGCCACUUAACGGGGAUAAGGUUUAUUUACCGCGCUUCGCCUUGAUUGUCGCCAUCCAGCGAACCUUACAAUCAGGACCAUCUAGCCUUCUGCAUAAAGCAACAUCAUCAGAAAACACAAAAUCCUAAAGUUUUUUUUUUUUUUUUUUUUUUUUUUACGGUCGACUGGCAGUGCUAAGUAGCUAGCUAGUCCUACACUUCAAGUUGCCGAUCGUCCAUUCCAUCACAGAAGCUGACCAACAGAGGUUAUUUUUUUCCACUUUCAGGCAGAAUAAAAACCUGCAAAAAUGCCGGCUGUGUCGAAAGGAGAUGGGAUGCGCGGAUUAGCUGUUUUCAUUUCGGACAUAAGGAAUUGUAAAAGCAAAGAAGCCGAGAUCAAGCGGAUCAAUAAAGAGCUGGCCAACAUUCGCUCCAAGUUUAAAGGGGACAAAGCUCUUGAUGGCUACAGCAAGAAGAAAUAUGUCUGUAAGCUGCUGUUUAUCUUCCUUCUUGGCCACGACAUUGACUUUGGACACAUGGAGGCAGUCAACUUGCUAAGUUCCAACAAGUACACAGAAAAGCAAAUUGGCUACCUGUUCAUCUCAGUUCUGGUCAACAGCAACAGCGAACUGAUCCGUCUGAUUAACAAUGCCAUCAAAAAUGACUUGUCCAGCCGAAACCCCACUUUCAUGUGCCUGGCACUUCACUGUAUUGCCAACGUGGGCAGCCGUGAGAUGGCUGAGGCAUUUGCGAGUGAAAUACCCCGCAUCUUGGUUGCUGGUGAUACAAUGGACAGCGUGAAGCAAUCAGCUGCCCUGUGUCUGCUGCGGCUCUAUAAGACUUCUCCUGACUUAGUACUGAUGGGGGAAUGGACAUCCCGAGUGGUGCACCUUCUAAAUGACCAACACAUGGGUGUGGUGACAGCAGCCAUUUCUCUUAUCACCUGUUUGAGCCAGAAGAAUCCAGAUGAGUUUAAGACCUGUGUUUCCCUGGCCGUGUCACGACUCAGCAGGAUUGUGUCAUCAGCUUCCACCGACCUGCAAGAUUACACCUACUACUUUGUCCCAGCACCAUGGCUCUCUUGUAAAUUGCUGCGCCUGCUGCAGUGCUAUCCUCCACCUGAAGAUGGUGCUGUGAAGGGCCGUCUGGUGGAGUGUCUGGAAACCAUACUCAACAAGGCACAGGAGCCACCUAAGUCAAAGAAAGUACAGCACUCUAAUGCCAAGAAUGCUAUCCUCUUCGAGGCUAUCUCCCUUAUCAUCCACUAUGACAGUGAGCCAAAUCUGCUAGUGCGAGCCUGUAACCAGCUGGGUCAAUUCCUGCAGCACCGAGAGACUAACCUGCGGUACCUGGCUCUGGAAAGCAUGUGUACUCUGGCUAGCUCAGAGUUUUCUCAUGAAGCAGUCAAAACACACAUUGAGACUGUGAUAAAUGCGCUCAAGACUGAGCGGGAUGUUAGUGUUCGACAGAGAGCAGCAGAUCUGCUGUAUGCCAUGUGUGAUCGCAGCAAUGCCAAGCAAAUUGUAGCUGAGAUGCUCAGCUACCUUGAGACAGCUGACUACUCCAUCAGAGAGGAGAUGGUGCUCAAAGUGGCUAUCCUGGCCGAGAAGUAUGCUGUCGAUUACUCUUGGUACGUCGACACCAUUCUCAACCUCAUCCGCAUAGCUGGCGAUUAUGUCAGUGAAGAAGUAUGGUACCGUGUCAUCCAGAUCGUCAUCAACCGUGAUGAUGUGCAAGGAUAUGCUGCCAAGACAGUCUUUGAGGCGUUGCAAGCCCCUGCCUGUCAUGAGAACAUGGUGAAGGUUGGAGGGUACAUUCUUGGAGAGUUUGGUAACCUCAUUGCAGGUGACCCCCGUUCUAGCCCGCUAGUCCAGUUCAACCUUCUUCACUCCAAGUUCCAUCUAUGCUCUGUGCCGACUCGUGCCCUGCUACUGUCAGCCUACAUCAAGUUCAUCAACUUGUUCCCAGAGACCAAGACCACGAUUCAGGAGGUUCUUCGCUGUGACAGCCAGAUUCGCAACUCUGAUGUAGAGCUACAGCAGCGUGCUGUGGAGUAUUUGAAGCUCUCUUCUAUUGCCAGCACUGAUGUCUUGGCCACAGUUCUGGAGGAGAUGCCUCCUUUCCCUGAGAGGGAGUCUUCAAUCUUGGCUAAGCUGAAGAAGAAGAAGGGGCCUGGUGCAGUUUCAGUGACGGAUCUGGAGGACAGCAAACGGGAGGGCGGGGAGCUGAAUGGAGGCAGUGAACGGGGCCCAGACACAUCAGCCAUGGCUACCUCCAAUGCUUCCACCCCAUCACCAUCAGCAGACCUCCUUGGGAUUCGAUCUGGACCUCCUGUUGGCGCCGCUCCAACUAGUGCUGGCAGCCUGUUGGUGGAUGUGUUCUCUGAAGCAGGGCCCGCUGCACCCUCUGCUGCAGUGAAUGACGAAGGCUUCCUAAGAGAUCUGGAACAGCCCACCGAGACCUCUGACUCCCUAAUGGUGGAGGGUUCUGGUGACUCGGACUCUGCUCCUCCCUCUGAGGAUCCUGCUCCCCCUCUGUCUGAGGCUGAUGAACUCCUUAACAAGUUUGUGUGCAAGAACAAUGGUGUUUUGUUUGAGAAUCAACUCCUACAGAUUGGCAUCAAGUCAGAAUAUCGUCAAAAUCUUGGGAGAAUGUACUUGUUCUAUGGCAACAAGACGUCAGUGCAAUUUGCCAGCUUCACCACCACAGUCAGCUGUCCCGGAGAGCUCCAGUCACAGCUUAAUGUUCAAACCAAACCAGUGGAAGCACUGGUAGAGGGAGGAGCCCAGAUCCAGCAGGUCCUCAACAUCGAGUGUCUGACGGACUUUUCCGAUGCGCCACUACUCAACAUCAAGUUCAGAUAUGGAGGAGCUCUGCAAAACCUCUCCCUCAAGCUGCCCGUCACCAUCAACAAAUUCUUCCAGCCAACUGAAAUGUCCUCAAAUGAUUUCUUUCAACGUUGGAAACAACUUAGCCAGCCUCAGCAAGAAGCGCAAAAGAUAUUCAAGGCCAACCACAGCAUGGACACAGAAGUACUGAAGGCUAAGCUACUGGGACUAGGAGCGGCCCUGCUGGACAAUGUCGAUCCAAACCCAGAGAACUACGUGUCUGCUGGAGUGAUCCAGACCAAGGGACAGCAAGUUGGCUGUCUGCUAAGACUGGAGCCCAAUGCCCAGGCACAGAUGUACCGACUGACUCUGCGCUGCAGCAAGGACUCUGUGUCAAGGCGUCUCUGCGAGUUGCUGGCCCAACAGUUCUAGAAUAGCCAGAGUUCCAGAACUUUAUCAAGACCACCCCCACCAGCGAGCCCUCCCCACUCCUGCCACGCUUCAAUUCCUCCUCUUGUCAACAAAGGUUCUUUAAUUACGAAAAAAGGUGUAACCAAUAUAAGGGAAAAGCAGUCACUGUUAGCACUGCAGCAGCGACCAUAUUAUUGUCAUUACUCUAAUUCAAGUUCAUCUACAAUUUGGUUAUUAACAUAAUGCUACAUUAUCGUUUUUUUCUUUAUGGUGUUUACCUGUGUAGCUGGUGUGUGCAGCCAGGACUGUGCGUGUGUGCGUGUCCCACUGUGUGCUGCGGUCCUAUUCUGCUUUAUCCUGCCUGCUCUGUAUUUCUGAUGCUAUAUGUACAGUGUGUGUGCAGGUGUGGGUGUGUGUGUGUGUGCAUUUGGUUAAGUUUUUCUUAAAGACAAAUUGGAGAUAGUUUUCAUCACACACAUUCACAUGCACACACCCACACACAAGUAGUUCCUUGUGGCCCUCGUCGGGUGAAGGUUCAGCUAAUUUCAAGCAUUCCCCAUGAUCAAAGGCCAGUCAAAAUGCACUUCAGGCUUUUGGGAUCCUCUGUGAGACCCUCCAGCAUGAGCCCCCUAGUGUGAACAACCUGAUUGCUCUCCUGGGGUUCUGUAAUCAGUAGCCCUACAUUUCAAUGACCGUGAUGGUUUAUUCGUUGAUGUCUGUAAAUUUGCCGCAGUGUUACUUUAUUGCUUUCAUAGACAUUCCCAUCUAGCGUGUGGCUAAGAUUAUCUAGGCCAGGAUGCCCAUCUAGACAAAUGGCAGUAAAUGGGAAGUAAGGUGACUGACACAGGGUCGAUAUUUUCAGUUGAAACAGGACUUCUCUUACCCACUACCUUGAGGGAUGUCCAGGUGAAACGUGAGCUGCUCUACUGUGCAACCUACAUUGUUUUUGAAGAGAUGCCAAAUUGUCUUUUUGAGAAAGGCCUCCUGUAAUUUUAAAUAAAUUGAGCACUUCUAAGGAUAAUAUAUUUAAACUUAGUCUUUACCCAUCAGAUAAAAUGGUCCUAAUGAUGCUCAGUACGUUGAUAUAGGCUUGAUCUGUUUCUCCAAUGUUCAUACAGAAUAACAUCUUUUCAACAGUUUGCAUCAUAAAUCCAUCAACCUCCAAAUAUUUCUUUUCACACAUCCACAGAUUUGAUCUUCUUUCUUGGGCUUCCUCUUGCACACAGCAGCAAUAGUGAUGUAGUGGAAGAGUAUUAAAGUAGUCCAUUAUAAUAACUACAGGGAACUCUGUUUAUGUGAGAACUUGAGUGAGUCUGGAAGCAGGUAAUAAAAAGAAAUACUUAACUUUUCAGAGACAUCAAAUUACAAUCUGUGGCUGCACAGCAAUCACAAAAUAUUGUAGUGGAAAGCUUAGUCAUUUUUUUUGUCAUUCUGUGAGUGUAUGUUUGUGUGUGCGUGUCUAUGCAGUAUCCACUAGCUAAUGCAGCCUCAUUUAUUGAUGUUAAAAAAAAUUCCAAUACCUGUGUUAGAAUUAAGAUUUACUCUGUAAUGAAAAAUGUGAAGUAAAACUAUGCCAUAUAUUGGACAUGA